Molecule: messenger RNA, 1086 nt
Organism: Dichotomopilus funicola
Lineage: Eukaryota; Fungi; Ascomycota; Sordariomycetes; Sordariales; Chaetomiaceae
Product: major facilitator superfamily domain-containing protein
Exons: 5
Coding region: 1-1086 (361 amino acids)
Biological process (GO): transmembrane transport
Cellular component (GO): plasma membrane
Molecular function (GO): transmembrane transporter activity
Source: RefSeq, a predicted model, not a curated record
AUGUACGGCGCGGCAUAUGGAGUUAUAGCGGACAUCGCGACUAUCGAUGAGCGAGGCUCAUUUGUCGGGGUAUUACUGCUCAUGACCGAUUUCGCGACAAGCCUUGGCCCCGUCAUUGGCGGCGGGUUGACCCAAGGCUUCGGCUGGCGUGCCAUCUUUUGGUUUCUCGUCAUAUUCACAGGCACCCACUUCAUCGUGAUGAUUCUCUUCUUCCCCGAGACGCAGCGGAAGAUUGUCGGGAACGGCAGUGUCCAGCCCAAUGGAUGGGUUUACCAGACCGUGUUCUCUCUGUUGAGGAAAACGAAGCGGAGAAGAGCGGCUAAGGGGUUAUCGCCCCAAGAAGGUGAGGCAGGGCAGGCGUUGGAGAAACCGCGUCUCAGGUUCCCGAAUCCUCUGGCAUGUCUUCCGGUUCUGGCAAAUAGGGGCUCCUUGCUUGUCAUUCUUAUUACCGCCAUCAACUAUGCGGUCAAAGCGGCACUGCAGACAUCGCUCGAUGCGCAAUGUGUAGAUAUUUACGGACUGAAUUACAUCCAGGCAGGAUUAGUCUACCUUCCUUCAGGGGUCGGUGGUGGAUUUGGUUCUUACGGUGCUGGGAAAUUCGUCGAUUGGAACUACCGUCGCACUGUGGAACGGCUGUCGAAAACACAAGGGGAAAAAUACGACAAAAAGUCCCCUGAUUUUCCACUCGAGAAAACACGUCUUAGAGGAGUGUACGUGCUGAGUGCCACCACUGUUCUCGGUAUCAUUGGAUAUGGUUUGGCCCUCAAGUUCCGUUGGCAUAUCGCCGUCAUGCUCAUCAUGCAACUCCUAACCGGAACUGCUACGGCAGCAACCUUUACGCUCUGCGGAACCCUCCUCACAGACCUCAACAUGAAUCGCUCCGCCACAGCACAGGCAGCAAGCAACCUGGUCCGCUGUCUCAGCGCGGGCGGCGCUGUAGCCAUUCUCCAACCAAUGAUUGAGAACGUGGGACCGGCCGGGUGCUUUGCUAUUUAUGCAUCGAUCAUCUUUCUCGGCAUCCCUCUGGCUUGGGUCUUACAACGGUAUGGUGUUGCGUGGAGGAAGGGGCAAGAGCUGGCAGCAUGA